Molecule: messenger RNA, 408 nt
Organism: Miscanthus lutarioriparius
Lineage: Eukaryota; Viridiplantae; Streptophyta; Magnoliopsida; Poales; Poaceae
Source: the annotation of a GenBank genome assembly
AUGGCUUCCCUCACCGGAUCCGCUCUCUCCUUUGCGAGGCCCGUCAAGGCAAUCAGCAUCAAGUCUGCCUCUUUCUCUGGUUUAAGGAAGGAUAAUGUAGCCUUCCGCCUGCAGCCUGUGCCACAAAGAUUCGCGGUCUGCUGUCCUGCUAAAAAGGAGACCGUGGAUGAGGUUUGUAAGAUUGUCAAGAAGCAGCUUGCACUUGCUGAUGGCACUGAAGUUUGUGGCUCCUCUAAGUUUCAAGAACUUGGUGCUGAUUCAUUGGACACUGUUGAGAUUGUUAUGGGCCUUGAGGAGGCUUUCAAGAUCACUGUGGAGGAGUCAAGCGCGCAGUCAAUCGCAACUGUUGAAGAUGCUGCUAAUCUCAUCGACGAACUUGUUGCAGCAGAAGCAGCGAAAGCAAAAUAA